Dibothriocephalus latus is the source of this 1038-nucleotide messenger RNA. Lineage: Eukaryota; Metazoa; Platyhelminthes; Cestoda; Diphyllobothriidea; Diphyllobothriidae. The record is from the annotation of a GenBank genome assembly.
AGUCCACUGUCGUUCGAUACCGAAAACGAGCCCAAGUCUGAGGGGAGUGUGCAGGCAAUAGCGAAGGCACUCGCCACUGCAGAACUGCGAGAACUCAAUGAACGCGAACGGGCUAAUCACUUGCAGGCCAUGCAUGCCACUCUGAAGAGUGCGUGCGACCAACUGGAACAACGAAAUGCCGAACUGGAGCAAAAGGUCGCCGAACUGACGAAGACCUGUCUGGAACAGCAAAAAAUUGAGGCGUCUCUGCGUGAUGAACUGAGCGAGGCGGCGCCAAAAGAGAUCUAUGAGGCCUGCAAGGAACGCUUAGAGAGACUGGAGCAAGCUGAACUUAAAAUGCGGAUGGAGAACGAAGCCCUGAAGGAGGUGUCAACAAUAGCUGCUACCCAAGUAAAGGCUUUUAAUGACAUGAAAAUGGAUGCCGAGAAAGAACAAUCAAUCCUCAAAUUAGCAAUUGUGGAGCUAGAAUCUUCUUCGGACGAGAAAGCUGCUAUGGCACGUCUUCACAGACAAAUAACCCGGCUGCAGAUCUCCGAAGCCACUGCAGUGAGGCGGUUGGCAUCGGCCAAUGACAAAAUAACACGUCUGGACAACACAAUUCUUCGUCUAGAGAAGAAUUUUGACGAUCGGGAUAGUACUAUGAUUCACUUGCAAAAUCAAGCUCGAACUCGAGAACGUCGUCUGCGCUCAACGAUAGCGAAUUUGAGGUCCCGAUUUUCCGGCUGUAUUCCACUACCGGAGCAGGAACGCUUAGUCCGCCUUAUCACAAACUAUAUGAAAGAGUGUCAGCGUCUACGUGAAUGUCUUGAGGCUACGGAGGGGGAAUAUCUGCAGGCAAUUGGUGAAGCAGCCAGUGCAAAGCAGCGCUCUGAACUUUCAGCUGAGGUAGCUGAGCUGCUGAAGGGUGAACCCAACCAGUUCGAAUUCCAGGCAGGGCUCAGUGCAAAGCUGUCCGAAUGGCAGGACAAAUUGGCUGAAUUGAAAGCUGCUGAGGCCGUCCAACGGAGACAGGUAAUUCGCGUUCUGUAUUCCUUUUGA